This is a messenger RNA of Gossypium raimondii (Peruvian cotton), 2587 nucleotides long. RefSeq names its product probable xyloglucan glycosyltransferase 12. NCBI's taxonomy places the organism in Eukaryota, Viridiplantae, Streptophyta, Magnoliopsida, Malvales, Malvaceae. The transcript is spliced from 5 exons. Gene Ontology annotation, cellular component: Golgi apparatus. The record is from RefSeq and is a predicted model, not a curated record. Gene Ontology annotation, molecular function: glycosyltransferase activity. The coding region runs from base 210 to 2288 and encodes 692 amino acids.
UCCUUUUUUUUUUUUUUUUUUUUAAACUGUGAAAGCUUCAUCUUCAAAACCCAAAGUUUAGAUUUUUAAUAUUUGGUGUAAAUUUCGAUUCGCCAUUAAAGGGAAGCUUUGUUUUUCUUCAUAUUUCAACAAUGGUGUUAAUUUGUUAGUUCUUUUUUUCUUAUUACAGCAUUAACGGUUAACCCAAGAGAAAAGCUUCAAACACAACAAUGGCGCUGCCGUCGUUUAAUUGGUGGGGAAAAGGAAGUCAUAAAGGAACUCCGGUCGUCGUCACAAUGGAGAACCCAAACUGGUCAAUGGUUGAACUUGAAGCUCCAUCGGAAUCCGAUUUUCAAACGUCGACGGUCACGCAAGAGAAAGCGCGUGGCAAAAACGCGAAGCAACUCACUUGGGUACUCCUCUUGAAAGCUCACCGUGCCGCCGGUUGUUUAACCUCCGUUGCUUCCACAUUGUUCAGUCUCGGUUCAACCAUACGUCGCCGAGUCAUCUCCGGUCAAACCGACAACAACGACAGCACUCCCUCGACCGAAAACAAAACUGUUAAAACCCGGUUCUAUAACUGCAUCAAAGCGUUCCUUUGGUUAUCCUUGUUAUUACUCGGUUUCGAAAUCGCCGCGUAUUUCAAAGGUUGGCAUUUCGGUGCCCCGAAACUCCAAUUACAGUACAUUUUCACGGCGCCGUUCGGUGUUAGGGAUUUGUUCGACGGGUUGUAUACUCGUUGGGUUUUGAUUCGGGUCGGGUAUUUAGCUCCACCUCUUCAAUUCCUCGCUAAUGUCUGUAUCAUCCUCUUCAUUGUACAAAGCUUGGACCGGCUUGUACUCUGUUUGGGUUGCUUUUGGAUCCGGUUCAAGAAAAUCAAACCAAUCCCUAAACAAGACGCCAUUGUUGACCUCGAAGAAAAUGGUUUCUUCCCAAUGGUCCUCGUUCAAAUCCCUAUGUGCAACGAAAAAGAGGUUUAUCAACAAUCAAUAGCUGCAGUCUGUAAUUUAGAUUGGCCAAAAUCGAAGAUUUUGAUACAAAUAUUGGAUGAUUCUGAUGAGCCAACAACACAGCUGCUUAUUAAAGAAGAAGUACAUAAAUGGCAACAAGAAGGUGCCCGGAUUGUAUAUCGCCACCGUGUGAUCAGAGAUGGUUAUAAAGCUGGUAAUCUUAAGUCCGGCAUGAGUUAUAGUUACGUUAAAGAAUACGAAUUCGUUGCCAUUUUCGACGCCGAUUUCCAACCGGCACCCGAUUUUUUAAAACGAACCAUUCCCCAUUUUAAGGAUAAUGAGGAUGUAGGGCUGGUUCAAGCAAGGUGGUCCUUUGUUAAUAAAGAUGAGAAUUUACUAACUAGAUUGCAAAAUGUUAAUUUGUCAUUUCACUUUGAGGUAGAACAACAAGUGAAUGGUGUUUUCAUAAAUUUCUUCGGGUUUAAUGGUACUGCCGGGGUUUGGAGGAUUAAGGCGUUGGAGGAAUCCGGUGGUUGGUUGGAAAGAACAACCGUUGAGGACAUGGAUAUCGCGGUCCGUGCUCAUCUUCUUGGAUGGAAAUUCGUUUUCAUCAAUGAUGUCGAGUGUCAAUGUGAGCUUCCCGAAUCUUAUGAAGCUUAUAGGAAACAACAACAUAGAUGGCAUUCAGGACCGAUGCAGUUGUUUCGUCUUUGUUUGCCGGAUAUUAUUCGUGCUAAGAUCAGUAUGUGGAAGAAAUUCAAUAUGAUCUUUCUGUUCUUUUUGCUUCGAAAGCUGAUCCUACCGUUUUAUUCGUUCACUCUUUUCUGCAUAAUUCUCCCCAUGACAAUGUUCAUUCCCGAGGCCGAGCUUCCGGCAUGGGUAGUCUGUUAUAUCCCUGCUACAAUGUCGUUCCUAAACAUCCUUCCAACCCCGAAAUCAUUCCCAUUCAUUGUUCCUUACCUUCUUUUCGAGAACACCAUGUCAGUGACCAAGUUCAACGCCAUGAUCUCCGGUCUUUUCCAACUUGGUAGCGCAUACGAAUGGGUUGUUACGAAGAAAUCAGGUCGAUCAUCCGAGGGUGAUCUUGUAUCCUUGGUCGAGAAAGAAACAAAACAACAGCGCGGGGAAUCCGAACCCAAUCUUGACGAAACAAAAACCGAUAUUCUUCGAGAACAAAAGAGUAGGCAAAAGAAGCAUAAUAGGAUGUACACAAAGGAACUAGCUUUAGCAUUCCUUCUAUUAACAGCUUCAGCUAGGAGUCUUUUAUCAGCACAGGGUAUCCAUUUUUAUUUCUUGCUAUUUCAAGGGAUAUCUUUCCUUCUUGUUGGUCUAGACUUAAUUGGUGAGCAGGUUUUAUAAGAAGUGUGGUCGAUGUAAAUAUAGGCGGACUCGAACUCGGGUGGUUACCAAAUGAAAACUUCGGGCGGAGAGGGUUGGCUGAGAGCAGUGUUCAUCGUCUUCUAUACUCGAGAUUUCGGUUCUAGGGUCCACCUGAUACGAAGGAGAAAUUGUGUUUUAGCAUUGAUAGAACAAUGGGACUCAAUUUGGACAUAUAGGUACACUUGAAAAUGGUAAUACUCUUUCAGCAUGUCUGUGAUUCUUUUGUAAGAAAAAAUUGUUGUUCAAAAAUCAACGAGGAAUUCCAUUACAGUUCCAAA